This is a messenger RNA of Ostreococcus lucimarinus CCE9901, 2994 nucleotides long. RefSeq lists its product with no specific name. The annotation marks the transcript as partial. Gene Ontology annotation, biological process: phosphorylation. The transcript has a single exon. NCBI's taxonomy places the organism in Eukaryota, Viridiplantae, Chlorophyta, Mamiellophyceae, Mamiellales, Bathycoccaceae. Gene Ontology annotation, molecular function: kinase activity; ATP binding. The record is from RefSeq and is a predicted model, not a curated record.
GUGCCGAGCGCGGAAGCGCCGUCGCCGCCGCCGCCGCCGCCACCGCCACCGCCACCGCAAGUCGAACCGAUCAAAGUCACCGAAGACACGAGUUUCGCGGCGCUGAACCAGUGGCGCGGUCAAGAAGUGAAAUUACAAACGCACAAAGGCGGCGGCGGCGAACGUAACCUUCAGUGGAACACGGAUAAUCUCGCCGACGCCGCGCGCCGUAUCGUCGAGGGCGAUCGCGACUCUUCUUCAUGGAGACAGAAACUGCAAAUGGUUGAGAAGCUAAUUUGCGAUGACGGCGCCGACGUUGACUCUUUGGCGUACGCUACUGUGUAUUUAUUUUGGAUAUCUGUCGGCGCCAUCGCGUGCGUCGAGGACGGUACGCACUACCGUCCAAACCACCACGCCGGUUCGGCUGAACGUAUGUACGGCGCAAUCGAGGCUGCGGAACGUUUCGCGAACGAUGUUGCGAGUGGUGGUGAUAUUUACCGCGCGCGUGAGCUUCGUGCGUUGAUUCGCCGUCUGCAUCCACGACUCCCCGCGUUCACCGCCGAGUUCACGCAAAGCGUGCCGCUGACGCGCAUUCGCGACAUCGCGCACGGCAAGGGUGAUCAACAUGGGAAAUGUCGCGAAGUUCGACAAGAAAUCAAGCACACGAUUCAGAACAAACUCCAUCGCUGCGCUGGUCCCGAGGAUCUAGUUGCGACGGAAUCUAUGCUCGCCAAACUCACCGCUCCGGGAACCGACUACCCCGAAGAGUUUGUCAACGAGUUUAAGAUUUUCUAUCGCGAGCUCAAGGAAUUCUUCAACGCCUCCUCUGUGGCCGAUCGCAUCGAUCGUAUCGCGAACGAAAAUGGCGCCCCUGGCCGUGCGGCCGAUAGCUCAAAGAAGUUUCUCUCUGCGAAGGCGACCGUGGAUGCGCUUCCUGCGAGCGACCGCGUGGGCGAUCAAACGACUAUGAGCGCGCUCGUCGCGUGCUUGCGUGCUAUUCACGACGCGCGAACGGACAUCACCGCCGCCUUGGAAUCGGGCGGGGAUUUGGGUCAAGCUGAAUCAUCGACGCGUCAACAGUGGCGCUUGGCCGAGGUGAGCAUGGAAGAUUACGCGUUCGUGUUGUUGAGCCGAUUGCUCAACGCGCUCGGCGCAGAGUCUGAGCCGCCGCGAAACGACAUCAGCGCGAGCGAAGUAAAACUCACUCUUGAGGCGCUGGCUUUGACUUCUCGCACCAUGGCGCUGAGUGCAGGAGGCGAUAACGAGCUAGAGGCAAUCGCGUCCGAAGCCGAAGCACUGGCUCGUAAUGGUUUGCCCGCGGGCGAGGAAGGCGGUUUGCGCGUCCAAGCCGUCGCCGAACGCGCUCGACGCGGCGCCGUCGACUUUUGUUCGCUGUUGGAAUCUUUAUUCGAUGGACGGGCGUCGAGUCUCGGCAAUGCGCUCGGUAUUGACCACGGCUCAAUCAGUGUGUUCACAGAAGGUCAGAUUCGCGCGAGCGUAGUGUUCCAAUCCGCCAAGAUCGCUUCCUUGUUGCUGCGAGUCAGCCGGCAAAUCACCGGCGCCGCUGGAUGGGAUUGCGUCGUGCAAGGCGAGGCUAUCGGCGCGCUCAAGUGCGUCGAAAGGCUCACGCCCGAAGAGUGCGCGCAGUUCACCGAGCCAGUAAUCGUGCUCGUUGCUAGUGCUGAUGGUGAUGAAGAAGUGUCGACGUGCGGCCCGAACGUGCGCGGCGUGGUGCUGUGUCACGCGUUGCCGCAUCUCAGUCAUUUGGCGCUUCGCGCGCGUCAAGCCAAAGUGCCCCUCAUCGCCGUCGAAGACGACAAGCUUGUCGACUACGCGCGUUCUUUGGCGAAUGAACCUGCCGUGAAGCUCAGUGCGGAAACCACUGGAAUUAAGCUCGAGCCAACGACGGCUCCGGCGUCUGUUGCGGCUGCUUCAAGCGAAGCGGGGCCACAGGCGACGAAACCCGUGAUCCGCCUCGACACUGAUCUCUCAAGAGCGGGAACCGUGUUCGAUCUCGUCGCGCUGGACAAGCGUGGACUCGAAAAGUCGAUUCGCAUCGCCGGUACGAAGUCCGCUAUGUGCGCACGAUUGAGCACUAUCGCCGAAAACUCUUCUGGAUCGGCGGCGUUCGCCGCGCCCGCCGGUGUCGUCAUUCCAUUCGGCGCAAUGGAAUUCGCGUGCGCGAGCAUCAGCAAGCUCGAACAUCUCGACAGUUUGCUCCUCGAACUCAACCAGUACGCGGACGACCCAGUGAGGAUGCGACACACGUGCGAAGCCAUCCAGAACCUCGUUCGUUCGCUCAAGCCGUCCGCGAGCGCGCUGCAAUCCGUCGCUGAAAAGUUUGGCCCGAAUGCGCGCGUCAUGGUUCGAAGUAGCGCCAACGUUGAAGAUCUCGAGGGGAUGUCCGCGGCUGGUUUGUACGAUUCCAUCCCAAAUGUCGACCCGAACUCGGAAGACGCAUUCAGUCGCGCUGUUGGCGAGGUAUGGGCGUCCCUGUACACCACUCGCGCCGUGGCUUCUCGCGCCGCCGCCGGCGUCGAUCAACUCGAGGCGCACAUGUGCGUCCUCGUCCAAGAGAUGCUCUCGCCCGAGGUCAGUUUCGUUCUACACACGAAGCACCCGCUCACAAAUGAUAAUAACGAAGCGUACGUCGAGUUUGCGCUCGGUUUGGGCGAGACUUUGGCGUCGGGCGCGGUUCGAGGAUCGCCCUGCCGCGUGAGCGUCGACAAGCGAUCCGGCAAAGCGACGGUGAAUGCGUUCGCCUCGUUCGGAACCGCCCUCGUCCGCGAUGACGACUCGGCAACCGGAAUGAAAUCUGUCGCCGCGGAUUACGCAUCCCACUGGCUUCACAACGACGUCGCGAAGCGCGACGAAAUCGCCACCAAACUUCUCGCCAUCGGCUCUGAGCUCGAGCGCGAGUUGAGUCCGCGCGGCGAGACGCUCCCGCAAGACGUCGAAGGCUGCAUCCUUCCCUCUGGGGAAAUUUGCAUCGUCCAAGCGCGCCCGCAGCCCUAA